AUGCGACAGGGGCCUGGAUGGGUUACCUACAAGGACUUCAUCAUCCCUAAGCUGACUGAGCAGGUUGCUUCUCUAGUUCAAUCCCGUGAUACAAUUGACGUCCUAGAGAUUGGGCCUGGUCCAGAUACCAUCCUUGGAUACCUUCCUAUCAGUCUAAGACAAAAGAUUCGCAAGUACACCACAUUUGAGCCCAUUAUCCAGUUCGCCACAGAGCUUGAGGAAUCGCUGUGCUCUACCUUGGAAUUUGAAAAACCAUUCCCCUGCCUAGACUCUACACCAGUCGUUUGUCGAGAGCCGUUCACCAUAAAAGCCAUCCACAAUGAUGAUGUCAACAAUCCAGGUUUACUGCAGAGUGGCCAGAAGUUUGAUCUUAUUCUUUUCUGCCAUAGCCUGUAUGGCACUGGCAACAACUCCAACCUCAUAACUGCAACCCUGCAGUUACUUGUCAACAGUCAUGGCGGUGCUAAGGUCGUUGCUUUCCAUCGUCAAGGCUCUUCGCACUUUGAUGACUUGGUCUGUCACAAAACAAGCCUCACUUGGGAUGGCUUUGUGGGUGUUUUUGAUGAAGAUGAUACUCUAGAUGCCUUUGCGUUGUUCAUAUCAGGCUAUGGCAUGCAGGGUGAAAAUAUAGAUGCGGUUUUGCGGGCGGAAUGGCGGAAUACUUGCCGAAAUUUGGGCCAUUUCGACCAAAGCAAGCCGGGCUUGAUCCACUUCUAUGUCCCCGAAGUGAUGAUAACCUUCAAAGCAAAUGCGAGUACUGCGCUAUCAGAACUGAUCAAAAAGGUACCCCUUUCAACGAACAAACCAACGAAGAGCCCGCGAGCCCGCCGUUGUCGCCCUGCUGCUAUCCUCACACCAAAGACCUUUGAACAAGUCCAAAUCUGCGUGAAAUGGGCUUUGAAGCAUGGGCUCAGCUUGAACAUUAUUGGUGGAGGUCACAGUGACCAUAGUGUGUGGCCUGGCGUUGUUUCGCUAGAUCUAGCCGCCUUUAACAAUGUACACGCACUCGGACAUGGGGAUAGAGAUGCAGGAUCACCAUACAAGAACUAUUCCAUGGUGGUUGCCCAGGGUGGUUCCAAGACUGGUGAUAUUGUUAGAGAGGCCAUGUCUGCUGGUAUGGCGGUGCCGCUGGGGUCUCGACCAAGUGUAGGUGCAGGCCUUUGGCUACAGGGUGGCCUGGGACACAUGUCUAGGGACAAGGGACUCUCAAGUGACUGGAUCAUUGGUAUCUUGAUGGUCAGUGUGGAGUCUGGGGAGAUCUUCCAUCUUGGCCAUGUGCCAGAGGCUUACCGACCACAAUUCUCCAUGAGACCAGAAAAUCAUGACGAUAUUUUUUGGGCUAUGAAAGGCGCCGGAUCCAGCUUUGGAAUUGUCCUCAGUGUGACGUUCCGCGCAUCCCCAGCUCCGAUAUACCGGAUUCAACGCUGGUACGUUAAGUUUGAACAGCUCGAUGAGGCGAAAGACUUCGAUGAGGUAGCAGCGAGGUUCCAAAACUUCCUCUCACAGACACACCCCAAAAGGCAUUCAGAAGAUGCAUAUCUCUAUUCUUCACUGGAUUGCCUGAACCUUGCUGUGACCAGAAUUGAGACCACCGACGCGGGCAGCUACUUCAACCCCAUCAUGCCUGGACUGCGGCCAGAAUGUAUGGUUCCUGGUGCCAUACAGAGUUCUAUUGAAAUCGUGGAUGGGGUUGGAUUGUUUGAGAUCGAAAAACACAUGGCUGAACUGCAAAACGACCAGGCACCAGGCAAGAUAUCAGCCUUCAAAAGAUGUAUCUUUCUCUCAAAGGAGAAGGCAUUCCACUUUGCGAGGUAUUUGAUUGAUGCAUUCUUGGAUCGGGCGACCGAACUUUCGUACAUCCAUCUCCUUCAUUGCGGCGGCCAAGUCUGUUCUAUACCAUCAGAUAUCACUGCCUUUGGAUGUCGGGAAUGGGAGUAUGCAUGUGUAAUUACUGGCGUAUGGCCCCGUGAAGAAGAUGGGACAUAUGUGGAGCAAGCCGCCAAAGCUUGGGUCUAUCGGACCGCCGAAGGGAUGUUACCAGGGUGCCAUGGAGUCUACAGUACAGACCUUGGUCCUGAUCCUCUAGAUAUCACGCUGGCUCAAAAGGCCUUUGGCUCAAAUAUGCGUCGUCUCACCCGCUUGAAGACCACGCUGGACCCUCAUAACGUUUUAUCCUGCGGGUUCACAUUUCGACCCGAGCUCCUUAGACAACAAACCAUUUUCAUGGUCACAGGUGAUAACUUCGUUGGGAAGGAUUACUGUGCAGGAGUCUGGAGCUCAGUCCUGAAGAAACUCAGUCACUGCAGUCUCGAGGUUAGGAUAGUCAGUAUCAGUGAGGCCACGAAGCAAGAGUAUGCGGCUGCUACUGGUGCCGACCCAUUCCGGCUUAAUGAAGACCGUGACUACAAAGAGAAGCAUCGGCAAGCACUUACGACAUUUUUCCAUAAUCAAUUGCAAACUCGCCCUCGGCUACAUGAAGAGCAUUUUCUCAAGGUGGUCAAUGACGCCCAAGAUGCAGAUGUGCUCUUCAUCACCGGAAUCAGAGAGGAGGCUCCAGUUACAGCAUACGCACAUCUUGUACCCGACAAAAAGCUGCUGGAUAUUCGCGUCGAAGUCAGUCACUGGACCCGUCAGACCAGGAGAGGACACCGCGAAAGCCAAAUCAACGAAGAUUCUCAAUCGGCGACCCCAACUUACUGUUCGAGUAUGACCUUCCGGAAUGACAGGCAUACCGAUUCCCCUAUCAAAGCAUUUGGGAAAUAUCAUCUGUUUCCAUUUGUCUCUGACGGCCAUAGGUCGUUACGAAAUGUGGUAUACUCAGUUCCCGACUUCCCGCGCUCAGGGGUAAACUUCCGCCAUGUGCUGAAUAUCAACCAGGUGGCGGGUGGCAUAUCCCUCUGUGCCAGUAUCCUUACUCUAUGUUACCCAGGUAACUGGAAUAAAGUGGAUGCAAUUGUAUGCUGCCAAUCAGGCGGCUAUCUUUUUGCCCCAGAACUGGCCGCAGAUGUUGGUAUACCCCUGGUACCAAUUCGCGAGGCUGGAAAGCUCCCACCACCGACAAUUUCAGUGAGAAAAUGGUGCUCGCACAUCUCCUCGUCAACCAGUGGCUCUCCAGAGAAACGAAUUGAAAUUGGUCGAGGCGUCAUCGCCAGGGGAAGCUAUGUGGUAGUUGUGGAUGAUGUCUUUGCGUCGGGUAGAACCCUGUGUGAUAUUCUCACAUUGCUGCAGAAAGCUGAAAUCAGUAUCGACGAUAUCACUGUCAUGGUGGUAGCUGAGUUUCCUGUUCAUCGUGGUCGUCAGCGACUGCGUGAUAAUGGGUUCGGCAGGGUGAAUGUCCAGAGCCUGCUAGUUUUUGAUGGAGAGUAA
Messenger RNA from Penicillium malachiteum, 3366 nucleotides. RefSeq lists its product as uncharacterized. The transcript has a single exon. Gene Ontology annotation, cellular component: cytoplasm. Bases 1 to 3366 code for a protein of 1121 amino acids. Gene Ontology annotation, biological process: cholesterol biosynthetic process. NCBI's taxonomy places the organism in Eukaryota, Fungi, Ascomycota, Eurotiomycetes, Eurotiales, Aspergillaceae. The record is from RefSeq and is a predicted model, not a curated record. Gene Ontology annotation, molecular function: phosphomevalonate kinase activity; FAD binding.